AGUUUGCAAGGUACAGGAACGAGAAUUUUGUUAAGCGUGAAACCUGUACUGAUCCGUAACAAAAUGGCCAACAACUGGUGGUGGGCACUGCUACUUUUUGUAGGACUGUGCAACGGACCUUCUUUCGUGUUGGCAGCCUCUGGCGAUGCCGGUGACAUCAUGUUUGUGUUGGACGGCUCCGGUAGCAUCAGCGCAGAGGACUUUGGCAGGGCGAAAACUUUCAUCAGCCAAGUUGUGGACGCUUUCGACAUCGCUGCUGACUUCACACGCGUAGGUCUGGUUCAGUUUGGCUCCCUGUUUCGGGAAGAAUUCGCGCUGAAUGCCUACUCUGACAAGACGUCUUUGCAACAGGCCAUCAGCAACAUCGACCAAAUAGGAGGAGGGACUCUCAUAGGCCAGGUCAUUCACUACCUGAUCGGCACAAGUUUUACGGAAGCCAAAGGGGCGCGGCCACUAUCGGAGGGGAUCCCCAGGAUAGCGGUUUUUAUAACGGACGGGGCAGCGAAUGACAACCCAGAUACCGUACUACCACAGGCAAUAUCUGCCUUACAAGCAUCUACCAUAAUUCCAUUCUCCAUUGGAGUUGGCAAUGACGUGAACGCGGACCAACUGUUAGCAGUGGCAGGAGACUCAGAUCGGGUGUUCCAAGUCGGUACUUAUUCUGUCAUCGACAGCAUCCGGGAGCUCUUGGUGGAGAGAGUGAGGGUGAUAAUUGAGUCACCGUCAUCACCAAGGCCAGAACUGCCUCUGACGUCACGACCGCCGACCAUGGCACCUACCAGCACACAGCGUCGGACUACACAGAAACUGUCGACACCAAGGGCAACUACACAGAAACUGAAGACGACAUCAACAGCAACUACACAGAAACUUAUGACAUCAACAGCAACUACACAACAUUCGAUGACAUCACCAACAACCCAAGCAAUGACACCGAUCACAAUGACUCAACUUAUAAACACAUCAACAGCAACUAUCAAAACUAAGACUGCCACGCCGACCAACACGCUGUACUACAUCGCUGGAGGGGUAGGGGGCGCCCUUCUGCUCAUCGUCCUAGUGGUUAUCAUCAUAGUGGUGAUCAAGUGCCGCAAACGUCAGGACGACGAGCCUGAAGCUCCUCAGGAGGAUCCAUUCAAGAGAGAAGAACUUGGUCCACGAGAGUUUGUGUUCAACAACCCGGCGUUCGGCAGCUCAGACCAGGUCCCGACCAACCGCUGGCAGGAGGCGGCAGGGUACAGCGACCCCGCCCCGGAGGAACCUGUCUACGUCAACACCACAUUCAGCGGCGGAAAAAACACACAGGAAAAUGAGUAUGUCUACCGGGGGUAA
This is a messenger RNA of Branchiostoma belcheri (Belcher's lancelet), 1332 nucleotides long. RefSeq names its product matrilin-2-like. NCBI's taxonomy places the organism in Eukaryota, Metazoa, Chordata, Leptocardii, Amphioxiformes, Branchiostomatidae. Bases 64 to 1332 code for a protein of 422 amino acids. The transcript is spliced from 7 exons. The record is from RefSeq and is a predicted model, not a curated record.